Diatraea saccharalis (sugarcane borer) is the source of this 14484-nucleotide messenger RNA. NCBI's taxonomy places the organism in Eukaryota, Metazoa, Arthropoda, Insecta, Lepidoptera, Crambidae. The record is from the annotation of a GenBank genome assembly.
AUGCGCGAUCUCACUCUGAAAGCUGGACAGAAUAUCAGGCUGGACAUCAAGGUUUCUGGUGAACCACCACCAAGCAAGACCUGGUUCCACAAUAAAGAGAGGUUGUCUACCCGCGACGAUCUGUCGGUAGAUGUGGAAGAUUACCGCACAAAGUUGUCGGUAGUAAUAGCGUCGCGUAAACAUAGCGGUACAUACGUACUGAAGGCGGAGAAUAGCAGCGGCAAAGAUGAGGCCUCCAUACAGAUCAACGUGCUCGACGUGCCGGCCAAACCUGAGGGACCGCUCAAGAUUUCUGACGUGCACAAAGAAGGAUGUACACUGAAAUGGAACCCGCCACUAGACGACGGUGGCGCUCCCAUCGAUCACUAUUUGGUGGAGAAACUGGACACGGAAACGGGCCGCUGGAUGCCCGCACUAAAGACUAAAGAUCCGAAGGCGGAGAUUGAGAACCUGGUUCCCGGACACGAGUAUAAGUUCAGGGUGUCUGCUGUCAACAACGAGGGUGUUUCGGAGCCUCUGGACGCUGAUCACUCGAUCAUUGCCAAGAAUCCGUUCGACGAGCCCGGUAAACCCGGCACACCCGAAGUGGUUGACUGGGACAAAGACCACGUGGACCUCAAGUGGAGCAAGCCCAUCAACGAUGGUGGCGCCCCCAUCACCGGAUACAUCAUCGAGAAAAGAGAAGUUGGCUCGCCAAAAUGGUUGAAGGCCUGUGAGGUCGGUCCCAAUGACAACGAGAAGGCGACAGUGCCAAACCUGGACGAAGGUACCGAGUACGAGUUCAGAGUGAAGGCGAUCAACGAAGCCGGCCCUGGUGAACCCAGUGAUGCCAGCAAGUCUGUAAUCUGCAAACCAAGACGAUUGGCGCCGAAAAUCGAUCGUCGCAACCUCCGAACGAUCAAGGUUCAUGAGGGUGAACCUAUCUCACUGGAUGUCAAAGUGUCAGGAGAGCCAGCGCCUGAUGUCACGUGGACGCUUAACGGAAAGUCUGUCAUCAGUGGCAAUGGCUUGAAAUUGGUUAACGUACCGUACUUGAGCAAGUAUCAGCAUGCUAGUCCACGUCGCAAGGAUUCUGGCACAUACAAGAUUCAGGCUACCAAUAAGUAUGGACAAGAUACUGCCGAGUUGGAGAUCAUAGUAACAUCUAAACCUGAUAAGCCGGAGGGUCCACUAGAAGUGUCUGACAUCCACAAGGAUGGAUGCAAGUUGAGCUGGAAACGGCCAAAGGACGAUGGUGGUGAACCUAUAGAAGCGUACCUGGUAGAGAAGUAUGACACGGAAACUGGAACAUGGCUGCCUGUUGGCAAGACACUUGGCAAUGUACCCGAGAUGGAGGUGGACGGAUUGAUUCCCGGUCACGAAUACAAGUUCCGCGUGAAGGCUUUGAACAAGGAAGGUGAAUCUGAACCCCUGGAGACCUUCGGCUCGAUUGUCGCCAAGGAUCCAUUCACCGUACCGGACGCGCCGUCUGCGCCCGUGCCGGAUGACUGGUCCGCUAACCAUGUGGACCUCAAGUGGGAGCCGCCGAUAUCUGAUGGCGGAUCACCCAUUAUCGGAUAUAUUGUGGAGAAGAAGGAUAAAUACAGUCCUCUGUGGGAGAAGGCGAUAGAAACACAUACGCCCACGCCCACAGCUACCGUUAACGGUCUGAUCGAAGGCAACGAGUACCAGUUCCGCGUGAUCGCGGUCAACAAGGGCGGGCAGAGUAAGCCGUCUGAGCCGAGUAAGAACUUCGUCGCGAAGCCUCGUUUCCUCGCGCCCAAGAUCGACAGGAGGCACCUGCGUGACGUCACCAUCUCCGCCGGCUCCACGCUCAAGCUGGAGGCAGCCAUUACCGGGGAACCCGCGCCCGCUGUUGAAUGGAGAUAUCAGAACAUGCCUUUACGUCCAUCUAAGGCUGUGACCAUAGACAGUCCGGAUUACUUCACUAAACUGGUGAUCCGUCCGGCUCGACGCGACGACUCCGGCGAGUAUACGGUGACCGCUGUCAACUCUAGCGGCAAAGACGUGGUGCAAAUCAAUGUUACUGUCACCGAUAAACCCAACAAACCUGAAGGACCACUACAGAUUUCGGAUGUGCACAAAGAAGGAGCUACCCUCAAGUGGAAACGGCCAAAGGACGACGGUGGCGCCCCCAUCGAGUAUUACCAGAUCGACAAGCUGGAUACCGAGACUGGCUGCUGGGUGCCGUGUGCAAGAUCUGAGGAACCGAAAUGUGACGUUACUGGUUUGACUCCUGGAAAGGAGUACAAGUUCAGAGUGUCAGCCGUUAACUCCGAGGGCGAAUCUGAACCGCUCACAUCUGAAGAGAGUAUCGUCGCCAAGAAUCCAUUCGACGAACCUGGUGCACCUGGUACACCUAGCGUGACCGACUGGGAUAAGGAUCACGUAGACCUGAAAUGGACGCCGCCGCGUAAUGAUGGCGGCGCUCCCAUCACCGGGUACGUGGUGGAGAAGAAGGACAAGUUCGGAGACUGGGAGAAGGCUCUAGAAGUGCCCGCUGGCACUACCAAUUGCACAGUUCCAGAUCUCAUCGAGGGACAGACUUAUGAGUUCAGAGUACGUGCUGUAAACAAGGCGGGUCCUGGUGAACCAAGUGACAGUACUCAUCCGAUUGUUGCUAAGCCAAGGAACCUGGCACCGAAGAUAGACAGGACGAACCUUAUAGAUAUCAAGCUGAAGGUCGGCCAGAAGUUCGGCUUCGACGUCAAGGUAACCGGCGAGCCGAUGCCUGAAACAAAAUGGUAUCUCGCCAAGAAGGAGGUGAAGUCAAGCGGUGAUAUGAAAGUGCAACAUUCAGAUUACAACACCAAGUUGAACUGUAAAGCGGCCACCCGUGCGGAUAGCGGCCGAUACACCAUCACAGCAGAGAACAGCAACGGAAAGGAUGUGGCUGAAGUGGAAGUUAUCGUUCUAAGUGUGCCCAGUCCACCCGGAGGACCGCUCAAGGUGUCAGACGUCCACGCUCAUGGCGCCAAACUAUCAUGGAAUCCACCAGCGGACGACGGUGGUCAGCCGAUAGAUAAAUAUGUGGUGGAACGCAUGGACGAGGCCACUGGAAGAUGGGUGAACGCCGGCGAGACCGACGGCCCGCAGACCAGCCUCGCAGUGGAUGGACUACAACCGGGACACAAGUACAAGUUCAGAGUUAGGGCUGUCAAUAGGCAAGGUAAAUCUGAACCACUCACCACACCUCACUCUACUGAAGCCAAGAAUCCGUUCGACGUAGCCUCUAAACCCGGAACGCCCAAAGUCAAGGACUUCGACCGGGACUUUGUGGAAUUGGAAUGGACUAGGCCAGAAUCCGAUGGUGGGGCACCCAUCACUGGAUACGUUAUUGAGAAGAAGGAUAGAUUCUCCCCUGACUGGGAGGAAUGUGCUCAGGUGGAAGGCGACGUAACAACUGGAAAAGUUCCGGACUUGAUCGAAGGCAACACUUAUGAAUUCCGCGUGCGCGCCCUAAACAAGGCCGGCAAAGGAGAGCCCAGCGACUCCACCGCCCCCCAUCUCGCCCGCCCCAAGAACUUGCCCCCCAAGAUCGAUCGUAACUUCAUGUUCGACAUCAAGGUCAAAGUCGGACAGAACUUCGAUCUCGACGUACCUGUCGCUGGUGAACCGACACCUACCAAAGAGUGGCAUCAUGCAGACAAUCUUGUCAUGAACACCGAUAGAAUAAAGGUCAUCAACGAUGCUCAUUCGACCAAACUGAAAGUCGUCGACGCCAAACGCGCUGACACCGGAGUUUAUACUCUCAAAGCGAAAAAUAUCAACGGAACAGACACAGCUACGGUCAAAAUCCUCGUCCUCGACGUACCGUUACCGCCAGAGGGACCUCUCAAAGCGGACGAUGUCACCAAAUCCGGAUGCACUCUUCGCUGGAGACCGCCGAAGGACGACGGUGGCAGCGAAAUCUCGCACUACGUCGUCGAGAAGAUGGACCAAGAGAACAUGCGCUGGAUUCCAGCUGGCGAAGUCCAAGCUUGCAGCAUCCGAAUCGAUCAUCUCAUCGAAGGUCACGAUUACAACUUCCGCGUCCGCGCUGUCAACAAGCAAGGAGAAUCGCAACCCCUUACGGGACACGAACCGGUCACCGCGAAAGAUCCGUACGGUACGCCGGACAAACCCGGCACGCCUGUCGUCAAGGACUGGGACAAGGAUCACAUGGACUUGGAAUGGGUCCCGCCGAAAAAGGACGGUGGCUCUCCAAUUACCGGAUACAUCAUCGAGGCGAAGAAGAAGUACGGCCCAUGGGAAGUAGCCGCGACCGUGCCCGGAAACCAGACCAAAGGAACGGUCAACAAUCUCCAGGAAGGAGAGGAAUACGAGUUCCGCGUGAUCGCGGUGAAUAAGGCUGGCAACGGUGAGCCGAGUGAUGCCUCGACUCCUCAAGUUGCGAAGGCGCGUUUCUGCGCACCUCACUUCGACAAGAUGCUACUCGCCGACAAAACAGUUAAAGCGGGACAGAGGAUACAAUACGAAAUACCUAUCGAGGCUUCCCCGAAAGCGACGGUCGAGUGGCAGAUCAACGGAAAGGUGGUCCAUCCUACUGAUCACAUCGACGUCCAGGUGUUGCACAACAGGGUGAUCCUAGACAUUCCAUUCUCCGUCCGAGCAGACGGAGGCGUUUACAAACUCACCCUCAAGAACGACCUCGGAGUUUGUUCGGGAACCGCUCAAGUUACCGUUCUGGAUAAACCAUCUAGGCCCGAGAAGCCUUUGGUCGUAUCGGACGUCACCAAGGACUCAUGUUCGCUGUCAUGGAAAGUGCCUUUGGAUGACGGUGGCUCACCGAUCUUGCAUUACGUUAUCGAGAAAAUGGAUCUGUCUCGCGGAACGUGGUCCGAUGCCGGCAUGAGCACGUUCUUGUCGCAUCAAGUGACGCGUCUCAUUCACAUGAAGGAGUACCUGUUUAGAGUGAGCGCUGUGAACGCUAUCGGCCAAUCGGAACCGCUCGAAUUAGACAGAGCGAUCGUUGCCAAGAACGAAUUUGAUGAACCAUCGGCUCCGGGUAAACCUCAAGCUACAGACUGGAGCAAAGACCAUGUGGACUUGGAAUGGACUCCACCCAAAUCCGAUGGUGGCGCACCCAUCACCGGCUACAUCAUACAAAAGAAAGAGAAGGGAAGCCCGUACUGGGUGAACGCCGUGCACGUGCCACCGAACAAGACCAAAGCUACAGUCCCCGACUUGAUCGAAGGACAGGAUUACGAGUUCCGCGUUAUCGCCGUCAAUCAAGCUGGUCAGUCAGAGCCGAGCGAACCUUCAGAUAUCAUCACGGCAAAGGACAGAUUCGUCGCGCCCAAGAUCAUCACGCCGCUCAAAGAGAUCCGCAUCAAAGCGGGUCUCAUCUUCCAUUUCGACGUCGACUUUAUCGGUGAGCCGACUCCUGAGGUCACCUGGACUUGCGAUGGAAAACCGGUCGUCGCCAACGAAAGGACCACUGUUACGUCAGUCGGUCAUCAUACAAUCGUGCACACUGUUAAUUGCAAACGUUCAGACGCCGGUAAAUACAACUUGAAACUGAAAAACGAUUCCGGAACUGACGAAGGCAGCUUCGAGUUGAUAGUCCUGGACGUGCCCGGUCCACCGCAACCGCUUUUCGAAUACGAGGAGAUCACUGCGCAGUCCGUUACAUUGUCAUGGAAACCGCCUAAAGACAACGGUGGAAGCGAACUCACUGCUUACGUUAUCGAAAAGCGCGAUCUCACUCAUGGCGGAGGCUGGGUACCCGCCGUCACGUAUAUAAAUCCUAAAUUCAACCACGCGACUGUACCUAGACUGACAGAAGGAACUAAAUACGAAUUCAGAGUCUUCGCUGAGAACUUACAAGGCCGCUCGGAACCUCUUGUAACAGAUAGAGCAGUCGUCGCAAAGAACCAAUACACAGUGCCUGGUAAACCUGGCAAACCUGAACUUGUUUCUGCGGACAAAGAUCACAUCAAAAUCAAAUGGCAGCCGCCGAUUUCGAACGGUGGAUCGAAUAUUCUCGGAUACGAUAUUGAGAGAUGCGACAAGGCAACUGGCCGCUGGAUAAAACUUAACAAAGACCCCGUAAGGACCAACGACUACGAAGACGACAGGGUUCAAGAGGGUCACCAGUACGAGUACAGAGUAUCCGCCGUGAAUGCCGCUGGACCUGGCCAGCCAUCAGACCCGUCUAAUGUGUUCGUUGCCAAACCCAUGAAAGAGAAACCUAAACUGUGGCUCGACCAUCUUAUUGGCCGCAGAAUCAAGGUUAGAGCGGGAGAGCCCAUUAAUAUUAACAUUCCGAUAACUGGUGCUCCGACGCCAGAUAUAUCUUGGACUAAGGGAUCUAUACCUCUGGUACCGUCUCAUAGACUUUCAGCCGAAACGAAGAACGAUGAAACUAAACUUAGCAUCGAGAAGUCUACCAGAGACGAUGCCGGCAAAUACACUAUUACGGCUUCUAAUGCCCACGGUAAAGACUCCGCGGAUAUCGAAGUUAUUGUCGUCGAUAAGCCAGGAAUGCCUAAAGGACCUCUCAUCUGUACUCCAGUCACACAUGACUCUAUUAGUCUUACAUGGCAUCCACCCACAGACGAUGGUGGCAGUGAAAUCACUGGAUACGUCGUCGAAGUCGCCGAAUUCGGCGUCAACGAUUGGCGGACAGUCGCCGGAUUUUGUCCUAAAUGCUCUUUCACUGUCAAGAAUCUCACUGAAGGAAAGAAAUACAUCUUUAGGGUGCGCGCUGAGAAUCUCUAUGGAGUUUCGGAUCCUUUGGAAAGCAAGCCGACCGUUGCCAAAUCGCCAUUCGAUCCGCCGGAUGCACCGGAGACUCCCAAAAUUACCGGAUACAGUUCGAACAGUUGCUCUUUGGAAUGGGAGCCACCCGCAAACUGCGGAGGUAAACCUAUCACUGGUUACUAUGUUGAGAAACGUGAACGCGGCGGCGAUUGGGUCAAAGUCAACAACUAUCCAACGCCGAACACUUGCUACACGGUUCCGGACCUUCGCGAAGGCAACAGAUACGAAUUCAGAGUCAUCGCCGUCAACGAAGCCGGCCCUGGCAAACCGAGCAAACCCACCGAACCGAUUACUGCUCAAACUCAAAGACUUAAACCGAGCGCACCUGAAGCUCCCAAACCUGAUAGAAUCACUAAAGAUUCGGUCACGCUAUCAUGGAGACCGCCCAAGAGUGACGGUGGCGCCAAGAUCAAAGGCUACAUUGUUCAACAGAAGGGCAAAGGCGACAAGGACUGGAAAGACGUCAAUGACGUGCCCGUACCAGGCUUGGUACAUACUGUACCGAAUCUCAAAGAAGGCGAUGAAUACCAAUUCAGGGUUAUCGCCGUCAACGAUGUUGGUAGAUCAGACCCGAGCAAACCUACCGGCGAUAUCGUCAUUGCUGAGCAACCCAAUAAACCUUGUAUGGACUUGGGUGGAGUCAGGGAUAUUACAGUACGUGCUGGAGAAGACUUCUCUAUCCACGUGCCGUACACCGGUUUCCCGCAACCGACAGCUUCUUGGUUUGCUGAUGAUAACCUGCUUGACGUCGAUGGAGACUCAAGGAUAUUCCAGAAGAUUACUCCAGAAUCAGCUUCGUUGGUCGUUAAGAACGCGAAACGAACAGACGGUGGACAAUACCGCUUGCAACUUCGCAAUCCAUCUGGAUACGAUACGGCUACUAUCAACGUUCGCGUUCUGGAUAGGCCCGGAAAACCGGAGAACCUCAGAGCAGAUGAAUUUGAAGGCGAAGCGCUCACGUUAUACUGGAACCCGCCCAAAGAUAACGGAGGUGGUGAAAUCACCAAUUAUGUCGUCGAGAAACGCGAAGCUAGAACACCGAACUGGACCAAAGUGUCAGGCUACGUCACCACUCCGUUCUUGCGGGUGAAGAACUUGACAGUCGGUCGUGACUAUGAAUUUAGAGUGAUGGCUGAGAACCAAUACGGCCAAUCUGAUCCCGCGCAGACGACCGAACCGAUCAAAGCGAGACAUCCAUUCGAUCCUCCCGGUGCUCCAGGAGCGCCUCGUUCUAUCGAAACAACGGAGUCAUCGAUCACGAUCACUUGGACGAAGCCUCGGCACGAUGGUGGAUCGCCGAUAACAGGAUACGUUGUGGAGAAACGGUUGAUAACCGAAGACAAAUGGACGAAGGCAUCUCACGCUCACAUUCCAGAUACAACCUACAAAGUUACAGGAUUAAUAGAGAAUCAUGAAUACGAAUUUAGAGUGGCCGCUAUCAACGCAGCUGGUCAGGGUCCGUGGUCACAGAGUUCUGAUGCUAUCAGGGCUUGCGCACCGCCCAACUGCCCGAGGAUCACCAGCGAUCUCAGCCUUAGAGAUAUCACUGUCAUUGCUGGCGAAGAGAUCAAGAUCACUGUACCGUUCACCGGAAACCCAAGACCAAAGGUAUCUUGGAUGGUGAACAACGAGGAAGUAUUCCCUGACAGUCGCAUCCGUUUCGUAACAUCUGACAUUGAUACUGUCUUUAUGAACACUUGCGCUAAGAGAUCUGACACCGGCUCUUACACGAUACAGCUGACUAACAGCGAGGGGUCUGACAGUGCCACAUGCAGAGUACUUGUGGUAGACAAACCGUCCCCGCCAGUAGGCCCCUUGGAAGCGUCAGAUAUUACACCUGAUACAUGCACGCUAAGUUGGAGACCACCUCUUGACGAUGGUGGUUCACCAAUCACUAAUUAUGUGGUCGAAAAAAUGGACGGUAGCGGGGUAUGGUCGAAGAUAUCUUCAUUUGUUCGUAACUGCCACUAUAAUGUGAUGGGCUUAGAGCCAAACAAGAAGGUCACAUUCAGAGUGCGUGCGGAGAACCAAUACGGAGUAUCUGAGCCUCUCGCGAUGGAUGAUUAUAUUACUGCCAAGUUCCCAUUCACGGUUCCGGAUCCGCCAGGCACGCCUCGUGUGACCGACUGGGACGGUUCCACCGCCACGGUGGUAUGGGACAGACCGCGAUCGGACGGCGGCGCCCGUAUUCAGGGAUACAAGAUCGAAUUCCGGGACGUGCAAGACGGCGUCUGGGUUAGCGCUGACUACCUCGUCAAGGAUUGCAACUAUCAGGCCUACAAUUUGGAACCUGGACACGAGUACGAGUUCCGCGUGCGCGCACAGAACGCGGCCGGCCUCAGCAAGUACUCGAAUUCAUCUCAGAAGUUCCGCGUUCGACCUAAGUGCGGCCCGCCCGGCGCUCCUCGCUCGCCUCGCGUGCUGCGAGUCGGAAAAACUUACGUGGACCUGUCGUGGGAUCCACCGGCUACAGACGGAGGUUCUCGCGUAACCGGCUAUAUAAUCGAGCGUCGCGACGUCGGCGGAUCUGUAUGGGUGAAGAGCAACGACUACAACGUUCAAGAUACGACAUUCACCGUAAUGAACCUCGGCGAGAAACAGGACUACGAGUUCCGUAUCAUCGCCGUCAACGCCGCAGGCAAAUCCGAGCCGUCCUCUUGCACCAGCCCAGUACGGACUGGCGAAGAAUUGGGCGGCACGAAGCCGGAAUGGGUGAAACAAGUGCCGCCUCAUAUGGCAGCGCCAUUGGGAAGACCUUUCACCAUAGAAUGUGUGGCUAGUGGCAACCCUGUGCCUACUGGCAGGUGGAUGAAGAACGGCAGGGAAGUCGUACUUGGAACUAGAUUUAUUGCUGAAUCCCGCGAAGGCACCUUGAAACUGAAUAUUCUAGAAGCUAAAGACGAUGACGAGGGUGAUUACACUUGCGAGGCGUCCAACACAAUUGGCUUCAUUUACAGCACUGGACAUCUGAAAAUUGGAAGUCCGCCUCGCAUCACUCGUAUGCCAGGAGAUAUGCAUCUACCGGAGCAUGACAACACGAAGAUAAAGAUCUUGUACACUGGCGACCAACCCGUCGACGUCACACUAACCAAAGACGGCCACAAAGUGACGGAAUCGCCCAGACUCAAAUAUACAGUCUUCGACGAUUAUAUGCUUAUCUUUAUAAAGGAUAUCAGCAAAGACGAUAUGGGCACAUACAAACUGACGAUAAAGAACAACAGUGGAGAAGCAUCAGACUCAUUCUCUAUAACCGUGACUGGUCUACCUGGACCACCUCAAGGACCAUUGGAGACUACAGACAUAACUAGACAUUCGUGCACUAUCGCAUGGAGACCGCCCGCUUACGACGGCGGCAUGCCCGUAACGCAUUACGUGGUAGAGAGGAUAGAUGUGUCUGGAACUGUAUGGAUUACAAUAGCGUCCUCAGUCAGGGAUACAAAGUAUACCGUGCAGGGAUUGGUGGAAGGUCAGGAGUAUAACUUCAGGGUGCACGCAGCUAAUGAGAAUGGCAUCGGACCGGCUCUUGAAGGUGUCAAUCCGAUCAAGGCCAAGGCACCAUUCGACCCACCAUCCGCUCCUGGCAUUCCCAAGAUCUUGGAAGUAGGAGGAGACUUUGUUCAUCUCGAAUGGGAUAAACCGGAAAGCGAUGGCGGUGCUAGAAUACAGGGCUACUGGGUUGAUAAACGCGAAGUGGGCACAACGACAUGGCAAAGAGUGAAUGCACUCAUUUGCUUGCCCAAUCAGCUCAACUGUUCCAACCUGAUCGAGGGUCGCCAGUACGAGUUCCAGGUGACUGCGCAGAACGAGGCUGGCUUGUCGCCGCCUAGCUCUGCCAGUCAACAAGUCAAGGUCGUCGAUCCUAAGGCCGCCACUCCUCCGGAGAUCGUGAAACCUCUGAAGAACGCUAACUGCAUUCAGUACCACAACGCUAAAUUCCAAUGUACUAUCACUGGUUCACCGAAACCGACCAUCACAUGGUACAAGGGUGCACGCGAGAUUACUAACGGUCCUCGUCAUCGUAUAUGGAGCGAAGGAGACAACCACUUCUUGACCGUUGUCGAUGUAUUCGGCGAAGACGCCGAUGAGUAUGUUUGCCGCGCUGUCAACCGCGCAGGAGUCAAGAGUACCAGAGCAGAGUUGCUCAUCAUGACCGCGCCGAAGCUGAACGUGCCACCUCGUUUCCGUGUGACCGCAUACUUCGACAAGGGCGAGAACGUCAUAGUGAAGAUUCCCUUCACCGGACAUCCGGUGCCCAAAAUCACCUGGGUCAGAGAGGGAGAGACGAUAGAGUCUGGAUUGCACUACCAUGUCGAGAGGAAAGAACGGCAUGCUAUCCUGACCAUUCGGGACGCUAGCAAACUGGACUCUGGCCCAUACAGGAUAACGGCCGAGAAUGAACUUGGACAGGACUCUGCCAUUGUCAACAUCGAGAUUAGCGAUCGCCCAGACCCGCCUCGUUUCCCGGCCGUGGAUAACAUCGGCGUGGACUCAUUGGCGUUGAGUUGGAAGGCUCCAGUAUGGGACGGAGGCUCUGAUAUCACCAAUUAUCUGGUUGAGAAACGUGAGCACCCCAUGACAUCCUGGAUCAGAGUUGGUAAUACAAGAUUCACGACGAUGGCCAUCACUGGUUUAGUACCAGGCAAACAGUACGAGUUCAGAGUGUACGCUGAGAACAUUUACGGACGCUCCGAACCAAGCGAACCCACCUCUCUGGUGCAGACCAAGGCAGUUGUCAAGAAGGAGUUCAAGAAGAAAGAAUAUCCAGUUGACGAAACCGGCAAACGUAUCCGCACUAACGCAGACCACGGCCCCAUUAAGGACUACGACAGCUACGUAUUCGAUAUAUACAGCAAGUUCGUGCCGCAGCCAGUAGACAUCAGGACAUGUUCCGUAUACGAUAAAUACGACAUACUAGAAGAGAUUGGCACAGGCGCGUUCGGAGUUGUCCAUAGAUGUCGCGAGCGUGCCACUGGCAACUACUUCGCGGCCAAAUUCAUACCGGUCAGCGGUGCGAUGGAGAAGGAGCUAAUAAAGAAAGAGAUAGACAUAAUGAAUCAACUACACCAUAGGAAACUGAUCAAUUUGCACGACGCGUUCGAAGAUGACGAUGAAAUGGUGUUGAUAUUCGAGUUCCUCUCCGGCGGCGAGUUGUUCGAGCGUAUCACUGAGCCCGGCUACAACAUGAGCGAGGCAGAGGCAGCCCACUACAUGAGACAGAUAUGCGAGGGAGUGAGACACAUGCACGAACAGAACAUCAUACAUCUCGACUUGAAACCAGAGAAUGUGAUGUGUCAGACGAGAACCGGCACCGAUGUCAAGAUCAUCGAUUUCGGCCUGGCGACUAAACUGGACCCCAACGAAGUUGUAAAAAUAUCAACGGGCACUGCGGAAUUCGCCGCCCCAGAGAUAGUGGAACGGGAGCCUGUCGGUUUCUACACAGAUAUGUGGGCAGUGGGCGUUCUAUCUUACGUUCUUUUGUCCGGCCUGUCACCGUUCGCGGGUAACAACGAUAUUGAAACAUUGAAGAAUGUGAAGGCAUGCGACUGGGAGUUCGACGAAGAAGCCUUCCAGCACGUUUCCGAUGAUGCCAAGGACUUCAUCAGACGUCUAUUGGUCAAGAACAAAGAGAAACGUAUGACCGCUCACGAAUGUUUGAUGCAUAAGUGGCUAGCGGGAGACGCGGCUGCAGCUCGCACCGCUAAAAUUGAAGCGAGGAGAUACGAGGCCAUGCGCGAUAGAUUGCGGGCCAGAUACCUCGAUUGGUCGUCAUUCGCGUUGCCGAUCGGCAGGCUAAGCGAGUACAGUUCGCUACGAAAACUUCUUGUCGAGAAAUGGAAGAUCUACGAUGGACAGUUCGAUCGUCGUCAAGCGGCACCUCGGUUCGUAAUCAAGCCUCAGUCUGCGUUCUGCUACGAGGGACAGUCGGUGAAGCUUUACUGUCGCAUUAUUGCAUGCGCCGCGCCCACCGUCACCUGGUCUAGGAACAAUCACGAGCUGAGACAGUCUGUCAAGUUCAUGAAGAGAUACGCGGGCGAUGACUACUACUUUAUAAUAAACCGUGCCAAGUUAGAGGAUCGCGGUGAAUACAUAAUUCGCGCUGAGAACCAUUACGGCUUCAGAGAAGAGGUCGUGUUCUUGAACGUCCAACCGGUUCCCAAAGUUCAACGGCAACACGUGCCCGAAGCGCCGCGUAGACGCGAGGCCCUUCCGUACACGUUCUGGCAGGAGUCUAGCGAGACGGCGCCCGUGUUCACGUUCCAGCUGCGGCCGCGCGUCAUGCAGGCGCGAGACACCUGCAAACUGCUGUGCUGCCUCAGCGGCAAACCCACGCCUACAGUCAAAUGGUACAAAGACAGGAAAGAACUGUCGAAAUAUGACUACUCGAUGACUCACUCGGACGGCGUGGUGACCAUGGAGAUUGUAGACUGUCGACCUGAAGACAGUGGGAAGUAUACGUGCGUGGCUACGAACGUGCACGGCACCGACGAAACAUCUUGCGUCGUAAUUGUGGAAGGUGAAGUAAUAUCACCCGAGCAAGCCGCGUUAGCGCACAACUUCCUACAUUCGGGCGAUCGCCGCUACAUAGAGAAACCAUUGAAACCGGCACCACCACCUAUUAUUACCAAAACAAAGGUAACAAUCGACCCACCAGCGAAAUCUCACGCCGGACCUAGACCAAAGUACUCCCCACAAAGUUCCGUCGAAGCCAGCAAGAAGAAGUAUGGCGCCAAAUUAGAUUCAGAUACCUCUUCUAGAUCUAGGAGUGCUACUAAGGAAUUAGUUUUGCCAGCUUCGGACUCGACGAUGUGCGCACCGUCAUUUGCGCGUGCGCUUCCAGAUGUACUAUCCGCUAAAGACGGCACCCCACUUCUGUUAUCAUGCUCAGUACGCGGAGAUCCAGACCCACGAGUACAAUGGUACAAGAAUGGAAAACCAUUGCACUCAUCUGAGGUUGUCGAUUUGAAAUACAAAAAUGGUGUAGCGUCACUAGCGAUCAGUGAAAUAUUCCCGGAAGACGAAGGCGAAUACUCAUUGAAGGCGAUCAACAGCCAAGGAGAGGUAGAAACCAAAUGCAAGGUCACCGUCAAGCCUAUGGACAGUACUGCGGUGGCUAGCGGUAAAACUGGUGACAAACCACCGCGGAUAGUUGACCAUGCGACUUCGCAAAUCGUCAAUGAUGGCGACGCCGUCACACUCUCGUGCAGAAUUGUCGGAGCCGAAAGGUUUGACGUAGUCUGGCUCCACAACAACAAGGAGAUCAAACCGUCGAAGGACUUCCAGUACUCCAGCGAGGCGAACAUACACAAAUUGCACAUCGCUGAAAUAUUCCCAGAGGACGCCGGUGUGUACACUUGCGAAGCUUUCAAUGAUGCCGGCGAGACGUUCUCAUCAUGCUCAUUGGUAGUACUGGUGCCAGGAGAGGCUCCUGCUCAGCCACAAUAUAAAGAAUUCCCAGCAUCAGCCACAGUGGCCACAUCUGAACCGGCUGUAUUCAACGCGGAAUUAGAUAAGCCCCUACUCCAGCUUCAAUGGUUGAAGGACGGCAAACCUAUCGACGAGACAUCCACUAGGUACAGAUUCACGAUGGAAGGCACGUCCCGAUACAGGUUCGAGAUCGCAAAGGCGACUAGCGACGACGGCGGCCAGUAUCAAGCCCGCGCCGUCGGAUCGAAGGGCGAUUCUUUCGCGGCCUUCUAUCUUAACGUCAGUGACGCAUAA